CUCAGACAUUUAAGCUAUUGAGUCCCCUCACUAGAAUAGCAUACGUCAUCAAACAAAAUCAUACCGCUGAUACCGCGGCCGCACGUCAAUUUGUGAUAAAUUGAUAAGCUCGGUACUUGUUGAUUUUGAUAAAAUCAUUUUGAUCAAUAGCAAAACAAAACUUUAGUUAGUGCUUUUAGAAACGGAAACAAUGAAGUCGUUUACGUUUAGUGUUCUGCCAAAGUUCGAAAUCUUUGUAUUAUUAUGCAUCAUAAAUUCAAUUUACGGAAGAAUGUUUGGUCAAGAAGGAUAUUAUCCAGCUGGUUACUACGACAGCCAGCAAGCACAAUACGAGAAAAUAAAAACUGCGCUUACGAAGUUGGAACAUGCUCCACAAUGGGUGAAUGAUUGGCCAGACCCCUCUAUCAGAAUGGGCCAAGUAUCUGGAGUAGCUAUCGACAAUUCUGGCCGAGUUCUGGUGUUCCACCGGUCUCACAAUGUUUGGGAUGCAACUACUUUCAACAAUAGGGAUGUGUAUCAGGGUAUUGGUGAGGAUGCUAUACCAGAACCAACUAUAUUAGUGCUGAAUGACACAGGAGAACUUGUCGAUAUGUGGGGACAGAAUUUGUUCUACAUCCCACACGGCAUCACAGUUGACAACGAAGGCAAUGUGUGGGUCACAGAUGUGGCUCUGCAUCAAGUCUUCAAGUUCACACCUGAUGACAAAGUAAAACCAAACAUGACACUAGGAGAGAAGUUUAUACCGGGCAAUGACGACAAGCAUUUCUGCAAGCCGAGUGCGGUUGCCGUUCUGUCCAACGGUGACUUCUUCGUGGCAGAUGGAUACUGCAACCACAGGAUCCUCAAGUUUUCUCCAGAUGGAACCAUUAUUCUACAGUGGGGGAUAAGUCAUGGCAAUUCUCCGUUUGCAUUCAACGUGCCUCACGCGCUUACACUAGCUGAGGACCGCGGUUUGGUCUGCGUUGCUGAUAGAGAAAGAGGCAGAGUGGCUUGCUUCCGACAUGACAAUGGAACCUAUGAGGGUAGCUUCAGCAGCUGGCUGAUGGGUGGGAGACUUUUUAGCGUCGCUUAUGCUCCUGUGCAUGGAGGUCGCCUUUACAUAGUGAACGGACCAAACAGCUUACCAACACCGGUCCCCGUUCGAGGCUUUGUGAUCGACUUCACCACUGGUCGUCUCAUACAAACUUUUGCUCCUGACGAGGGUCUGAGAAACCCUCACGACGUUGUAGUCUCAGCUGACGGCUCCAAGGUCUACGUAGCGGAGUUAAAUCCCUUCAGAGUGUACAAAUUUGUUGAUGAAACUCUAAAAAAUGAAAGUCGCUUGGAGAAGAAUGUGACGUCAUCACAUGUCAAACCUACUGCGACUGUCGAGGUAGUUGGGACGGGGGGCGCGGGCGGGGGCGCCUGGGAGUGGUGGAGCGGUGCGCUCGGGGGCGCCGGGGGCGCCGCCGCCGCCGCGCUACUCGCGCUCGCCGCGCUCGCUCUACUGCGCGCGCGCAACACCGGUAAGGGAUACGAAGCCGAGCCACUCGUACACUAAAUACACGACACUCACGACAAAUACCACACUACUAUUUCCCUAACACACGAGUCAUACGACAAAUAAACUUAAUAGAACGAAAAUUAUUCUGAAAAAUAAGUAUCUCUAUUUUUAUAAACGGUGUAACUUUUAGAUUUAGGCAAACAAUGCCUAUACGAGAAGACGACGCUCUUCCAUAUCUUGAAUUUAACUCUCAGUGAAAAGUAAAGCUAUCUGAUAUAUUUAAUUAAAUUUAGAAAUAUAUACAAUCUGCUUUAUUUGGUUUAAAAACUAUUUUGAGUAAUAAAAUAUAGUAAAUAUAUUAAUAAAACAAGAGUUGUUCAAUAAAAUUGAACUUUAUUGCAAGGGAUUAAAGUUAUUGUUGACUCUUUCAACUAACGAGAGUUAAUUACAAACUAUAUUAAAAGCCUAAUUUAUUAAAUAUUUUCUGGAAAUAUGUCACAAAUGAUACUGUUAGCUUUAAUUAUAAUGUAAUUAUACGUAUAAAUAUUUAUUAUAUAAAAGUAAUUUAUUUAUCAAAGUAGAGUAGGUACACACAACAUUCCUUAUAUAGUACGUGCUUAUGUAUAUACUAGGUAUAUAUGUAUUUAUAUACCGUCCACUUUACCUAUACAUACAUACAUACUUAAAAAAACUCAGAUCUCAAUUUUAAACACUAUUAGUAUUUUCGUGCGAUACAUUAUUAUUAUUUUUUAAUGGCUAACUCACACAACUGUUAGGUGUGGAAACUUUACACUUAAAACGUGGUGAGUCACGCAAUACUGAUUAUGAAUAUGAGCCCCCAAUGUAGCUUGAAACUAGUCGAGCUGCUCAUCAAACAUGUUCUUGAGUUAGCCGUUAAACAUAAUAAAUAAAUUUAUUAGUAUUUUACAAAAACAAUACUUACUACGAUUAUACAGACUAUACAAUCACACGUAAAAAGUUUUCAGUUUUAAAUAAUCUGCAAUUAUCUAGUUUGUUUUUUUUUUAUGUAAAAGGACAGUAUUUUGAUUAAUCUUUGCAUGUAUUUAAGGAUGGCUGAACAAUUUUUAAUAUUUACCAGUAUGUAUACAAGAUACUUAAUUAUAUGCAUUUAUAUUCAAAGAAUUUUAGAUUUGCUAAUGAAGAAUUUUCUAGAUAUUAAGAUUAUUAAGAAAAAGAAGUUAAAAAAAAUCGACUAACGACAUAGGUAUAAGUUUUGAAAUAAAUAUGUCUUCGAAAUAAAAAUUAAAUAGAAAUAAAUAUUUUUGUUCUGGAAGAUUCUCCAUUAACAAAUUUUUAAAUACAUAUGAAAUAAUAAAUAUUUUACAAUUUUAUUGUUGUCUGUGAUUGACGCAAGUAGAAGGGGCUUUAGCAUAAUAUUAUAAGUAAAUAGUUAUACAAUUAAAAAAUAUAUUCACAUUUCCUAAUGGUUAUAAAAAAUAAUGUUUUAAUUCUUCUUAGAUCUGUUGAUUAACUAAUAAUUUAUUUUAAGUUAAAAGUUAAUGUUAGGCACGAGCCUCACUAGGGCAGAACUGCGCAAUUAUGUUAAACAAGAAACUGAACACAACCUUAUUUAUUUUAAUAAUUAAACGCGGUUUUUAAUCCGCAUCCCUAGUGUGGCCAGUGCCUUACAUGUAUUUUAUUUUUUUAAAAAGGUUGUAUACCUAUUACAAAGUUAUUUAUUCUUAGCACUGCAAAGUUAUUUAUUCUACAGUAUAUUUCAAAUUUUUUGUACGUGUAGCAUUAGACAAAUACCAAGAGAUUAAGAAAUUAUUUUAUGCAGUCAUUUGAUUGUAUUUUUAACCGACUUCAAAAAAGAAGGAGGUUCUCAAUUCUUAUGUAUACACAGACUUAGAAAGUCUCAAUCUACACCUAUACCGAAUUCAAAACUACAGAGGAUUUUAAUCUUAAUUUGAAUAUUAUUUAAAUUUCUAUUUAUUUACACUUUUUUAUGGUAAUAAGUAAUUUUGUCCGAUGCUAUUUUUUUCUCUUUACCUCGAAUAUUCAGAGAUCUUUUUGUUUUAAUUUUUCUAUAUUUUGUUUUGUAUUCAUAUAAAUAAAAGUUUAU
Molecule: messenger RNA, 3569 nt
Organism: Spodoptera exigua (beet armyworm)
Lineage: Eukaryota; Metazoa; Arthropoda; Insecta; Lepidoptera; Noctuidae
Source: the annotation of a GenBank genome assembly